CUGUGGCAAAGCUUGCUAUUUUCUUCCCAAAAAGCGCUGACAAUAAGGACUCAGAUGGGUACUGUGCUCGUGCUACAGUAUCCACAGCCGAAGGACGGAGUGGCGAGCAAUGGAACUCGGAACUCUGGAAUCCCUGAAAUCUCCAUCUUCAACCGGAGGUCGUAAGCAAGGAGGAAAAAAAUAACCCUAGAACUUCAAAACCUAAAAUGGACAGACCCAGGUCCAAACGGAGCUACCAUCACUACGACCAGGACUCCGAUUCUCAAACACCUACCAAAGCCCCGUUAGGCCGGCGGCAGCCACGCCGCCCAAACCAUCAUCGACGGAACAGCGACCGGCGACAGCAUCCUCCACCUCCGCCUCCCCCUCCCCCUCCGCCUCCUCCAGUGUCCUCCUCCUCAAAGAUCUCCGAGGGAUCGCCGCCGGCUGGCUCCGUCACGACCUUCUUUCGCAUCCUCUGUUCCGAGGCCAAAGUCGAUGGCGUCAUCGGCAAGUCCGGGAGUAUAAUCGAGAGCAUCCGGCGGGAAACUGGCGCUUGGCUCAAUUUUCAUGACCUCGUCCCCGGAGACGACGAGCGGAUAAUUGAGACCGCGGAUAGCCGGCGGCGCGAGCAGGACGGCCGGCCUCCGCAGUACUCACCUGCGCAGGAAGCACUUCUGUUGAUUCAUGAGAGGAUUUUGGAUAUGGAUUUUGAGGAUGGGGAUCAGGACGACGAGGAGUACGAAGGCGAUGGCGGCAUGUGGGGUGGAGGUGAGAGGAGUAGGGAGAGGGGGCGCGUGACGACCAGGCUGGUGGUACCGAGGAUGCAUGUCGGGUGCUUGUUGGGUAAGGGAGGGAAGAUCAUCGAGCAUAUGAGGAAUGAGACCAGAACUCAUAUUCGGAUCUUGCCGAGAGAUCAGUAUACGCCUAGAUGUGUCUCUAUGUCGGAAGAGGUUGUUCAGGUUUUCGGGGAGGGUAGUUGUGUGAAGAAAGCUCUGGAAGUUAUUUCAUCUCGGCUAAAGGAGAGCUUACAUCGUGAGCGUGGACCUUUUCGUGGUCGAAUUCACUCGCCAGAGGGCCAAUUUGCUCCUGAUGAUGACUUUAUAAGCAACACUCAACAUCUUUCAGCAUUUGGAAGAGGUGAUUUAGUAUCUAGAACACCUAUUGGUCCAACAAGAGUUAGAAGCACUGUUUAUGCUUCAGAAAACAAUUAUAUGUUUGAAUCUGAUGGUGAUGCAAUGAUUGACCGUCCACAAUCAUUUUCCAACGAGGACAUUGUGUUUCGUAUACUUUGCCCUAAUGAUAAAGUUGAGGCUAUUAUUGGCUCAACUAAUGGAAUCAUUGAAUUGCUUCAAACUGAUGUGGGUGUGGAUGUCAGGGUUAGUAAUCCCGUUGAAGGCUCAAAUGAACGGAUCAUUGUAAUCACGUCUGAUGAGGGGCCAGAUGACGAGCUAUUUCCAGCUCAGGAAGCAUUACUCCAUGUUCAGACACACAUUGUAGAUCUUGGUCCUGACAAAGAUAAUGUCAUAACAACACGGCUUCUCGUUAGAGACCAUGAAAUUGGAUGUUUGGACGGGAAAGAUGGAUCGUUAUCAGAUUUUCAGAGAUUGACUUGUGCGAAUGUGCAAGUCCUGCCUAGGGAAGAUCUUCCUCUUUGUGCAUUGGAGACUGAUGAGCUCAUCCAGAUUGUUGGGGAGAUACGAGCAGCUCGAAAAGCUCUUACUCUGUUUACUUUGAAAUUACGUGGCUACCUGUAUCGAGACAUGUCCACACCAGACGAUAGCAUCCCAAAUACCUUUCCCACCGCAAGCCUUGCCGGUAAGGUUAUUGGAUUUGAUACCAGUUCUACUAGAAGUUUAUCUCGUGAAGGCUAUCAAGGAAGUGAUACUCCCAUUGCAUCUUUUGAAAGCAUCCGUGCUUCAUCAGCAAAUUGGUCAUCAAAGGAUGUUGCACUCGGUGCGAGUGUGCCGUUGGAACAGGAGCAAAACUGCAUUAAUGAUAGUGGAAGGCAAAGUAGUUUGAAACGAUUUAGUGCUUCUCUCGUUACCAAGAGUACCCUUGAGGUGGUUAUACCAGAGGAUGCUGUUUCAAGCCUAAUUACAAAAUCAGGAAGCAAGCUUGCUCAGAUAAGCGAGAUGUCUGGUGCAACCAUGACCCUUCUUGAAGAUAGGCCUGAUUCUAGUGGUAAAGUGGUUCUGAUAUCAGGAACUCCGGAGCAGGCUGAGAGAGCUCAAAGCCUGCUCCAGGGAUUUAUUUUAAGCUUGUUAUAACCUGAUAGCCUUUGGCUAAAGUUGGAAGACCGCAAGCCAGUCCUGAGCAUAGUGAAGAAUUGCUUAGACGCAGCCAUUGGCUUUGCUCCUCAAAUCUGGCGACUGUUAUGUCCUAUUUUUUUUCUUCUUGCAUUUCUUUCUUACGGAUGCUUUUGAUGCAAUUUGAAGCCUAAUUUUUGUAGCUUUUCUUUAUGAUGUCUCUAUGUGCGGCUGUGUAGUUGUAAUUGUUGAACAAUUUAUGAUAUCUCUAUGUGCAUGGCGCCCUAAACAUUGUUUUUCAUAAAAUCUUA
Messenger RNA from Phalaenopsis equestris, 2539 nucleotides. RefSeq names its product RNA-binding KH domain-containing protein RCF3-like. Gene Ontology annotation, biological process: regulation of gene expression. Gene Ontology annotation, molecular function: mRNA binding. Gene Ontology annotation, cellular component: nucleus; cytoplasm. NCBI's taxonomy places the organism in Eukaryota, Viridiplantae, Streptophyta, Magnoliopsida, Asparagales, Orchidaceae. The record is from RefSeq and is a predicted model, not a curated record.